Messenger RNA from Macrosiphum euphorbiae (potato aphid), 717 nucleotides. NCBI's taxonomy places the organism in Eukaryota, Metazoa, Arthropoda, Insecta, Hemiptera, Aphididae. The record is from the annotation of a GenBank genome assembly.
AUGUCGUCCGUCAUCAACGUGCGGCUCAACGAAAAGAUGACGUUGCGGUUCGUCGAACUGUACCGCGACCAGCGGGUGCUGUGGGACAAGGAGCACGAGGCGUACAACAAGCGGACCGAGAGGUUGCGGGCGUACCGGCGAAUCGCCGAGGCCAUGUCCGUCGAGGGUCUGGGUGUGCCCGAGGUGGCCAGCAAGAUCAAGAACAUCCGGUCCACGUACCUGCAGGAGCUGAAGAAGAUCAAGGACUCGGCGCAGCGGCACCUCGUCCAGUCCGAGGAGGAGGACGCCUCGUCGCCGUACGUGCCCAAGCUGCUCUGGUUCUCCAUACUGGACUCGAUGAUCGGCGGCGCGGCCGUCAAACGCCUUUACUCGUCGCCGUCCACCGCCGACAUGCUGUCCAUAGAUUACGCCGACGAGAGCAGCUGCCCCGGGAGUUCCAAUAACUACACCACUGCACCGUUCGACUACGGCUCAUCGUACGCCAACGACUCGGCCAAGAGACCGUCGUCGUCGUCAUCGGUGGUGGACGAACCUCCCCUCGCCAAGAGGCUGAUGUACGAGCGACAGCAGUCGUCCGCCGAGCUGUUCUCCAGGUACAUCGCCACCUCGCUGGAAACACUGCCACCAAGGCUGUCGGUGCAGGCACAAAAGGAAGUUCACGACGUGCUGGUCAAGUACAAGUUUUUGGAACUCGACCAACUAGAGCAACAGCGAUGA